Messenger RNA from Amoebophrya sp. A25, 4913 nucleotides. Lineage: Eukaryota; Dinophyceae; Syndiniales; Amoebophryaceae. The record is from the annotation of a GenBank genome assembly.
AAAGAGCCAGUGCAUGCAAGUCAUCGAGUCUGUAAAAAGGAUUUUCAGGAAGUAGUUAUGGCAGGAGACUCCGAUCAUGGUGCUGGCGCUCCUGAAAGUCAUUACGAGGAUUCUUCUGGACGAGGUGGAACUGGAAGGGACGAACAGCUCUGGCAAGAGAUGAUCUCUAGUAUCCCCGCAGGCCAUCGGGAUGCUGCAGACUGUGUACCGAAGGAGGAACUGGCUCAGAGCACAAUUUCGGCUGACAAAAGCGUCUUUGCCACGGAUGUGGAUGUCGUCUUGUCGAUGUUUCCUUCGACAUUGUCGUCCGACGAAUUAGGAUUCGAGUCUAGUACAAGCAAAGAGGUGUUUGGAGGCUUGUCUGCGGAUAUGGGGCUUGGACGAGCCAGGAGUAGAAGAGCUUUGGCUGCUGGGCUUCAUACUAUCUUCACUAUGGAGGAUUAUUCCUAUUCCACGUCUCUGUCGUCUGACAGAGACAGAAAUAGAAGGAAAUUGAAGAAUGCAGAAGGUCGUGCUGUUGUCGUUCCCCUAGUCGAUUGGCGCAGGAGAAGAAGCACUGCCUCUGCCACAUCUUCUGAGCUAGACUUACUAGAUGCUCGACAACUACUCCAAGGGGACACGCCUCACGACCAAUCUCGCCUAUCCACUGUUUCUCUCGUCCAAUCCGUUGUCGGUGGUACCUUCGGUCACGAAGCCACUGAUAUCACGACUCUACCUGUUGGCUACGAACUUCAGAAUCCCGAUGAUGUGAAGCUUCUGCACACCGGUUGCUUACCCUGGGAGCUCUCCUUGCCAGAAUUUGCCCACAAGUUGCAGGAGAUCGCCAGCGAGGCCACGAAGGCUCAACGUCGAGGACUGGCAAGUCUCGAAUACACGUUUGAAAAACGUGCAGGCGACUUGAACGCUCAAUUGCGUGACCACAGUCGUAGUGGUGGCUUGGUAUCGACCGACUUAGGAGCAGCUUUGAUGACGCCGACAGAGGCACAGCAGUUCUCAUAUGCAAGUCUUGGGAAAACGAUACGGGAAUCGGUGGGAGAUUGCAUUGCUGGAGAGGACUGCGAUCCUCAGAAGGACAUGCAUUCCAUGUUGAGCGACGAAGCGGUCGCAAAGCUCUUCAACAGGCUGGAUCGGGAUGGAGACUUCUGCCUGAGCACGAGUGUUAUGAUUGGAUCUUAUUCAAACAUCAUUGCUUCCUUGAAGACCUUAUAUUUCUAGAUUUAUUUUUCGAAGUUCAAAAUACUUGAGCCCUUGAAGAUUUUGUUCCCUUACUCUGGGCACGGGCCAACAAACUAUGACCAACAUCCGUACUUAGACCAACACGUUGACUGUUGUUACUGUGAUUCGUCUCUAACCUCUCUGUGAAAGACUUCGACUGCUUCGGUCUCUACGUGCACGGCGAAGGUUCCGCUUCCGACCUCACUCUGAUGGAGGACGUAGAUGGCGAUUUGAUGCCAGACACUGGUAUUGUCCAGGAGUUUUCCUACGCUGACGUCUGUCUAGCUGCCAAAGAUGCAGAGAAGAAGCGAGAGAAGAUCGAGCAUAUGGUUGACUUCGCGGCAGAGAGGUGUGCCAUGAUUGAAACGCAGACGACCUUCGAUUUUAGACGGGUUUUGAUGGCUGUGGAAGAUGGUAAUGGAGAGGAGACGAUGGGUUCUGCACCGAAACCGAUGGCAAGUGGAAAUGCUGCGGAGCAUGCACUACGAAGGCUGAUGCUCAAGGAUGCAGAGACACCGUUGAAGAAGCGAGGUUUGUCUGGGCAUCAGGUAGUUGUACUGAUUCGUUUCCGAAUUGCACCGUAAAAUCAAAAUGCAGUUAUAGCCACUUGUACAACAUCAAAGCACGUAUAGCUGGUACUACAUCAUCCGCAGUUAUAGUGACUGGUCCCUCCUGAUCAUAGCAUGCAUCAUUCUUAGAAUCUUGUUCAAAAAGUUCUUGUUCUGUUUUCUUCAUCAACUCUCAUGCACAUCUUCAAAAAGUUCUGUUUUCUUCAACUCUCAUCUUGUUCUCAACUCCAUGAUCUCCAGACCCUAACCGACGCGGAAGCCGCCACCGCAGUGGAGGCCUUCGCACAAGGCACUAAUCCGCGUCCCUCCAUCGACGAGUUACAACAGUUAGGCAACAACGUGGACAUCCCGGCCAAGUCUAGACUGGCUGUGCGCGACUUCGUAGCUCAGUUUCGCGACAGCUACAGCGAGUACCGUGAUAUUAUGAGUGGCCGACGACAGGAGCGGGAUGAAACGCAGACUACGACGCUGUUGAGGGAUUGUCUAUUGGACCAAGCGGUUCAGCCGGUUUUGGCGUCCUCCGACUUAGAGGAUUUGACCGAAACCGUCGAAUCACUAGCCAGAAGCUCCUUUGGCAGCACUGACCGAGUUGCCGUUGUUUGUCGUGGGAUUGCGCCAGAUGCUGGUCCGUCAUCAACUAGUGCUUCCGUUAAGGGUAGGUUAAAGGUGCUUUUCUUACCGCUUUUUAUGCCUCUCCUAAGAGAGAAAGGCAUAACAAGCGGGGUAAGCGAGCACCAAAAACCUACCUCUAAUUCCGCUACAGCUGACGCUGAUGGUGACGGAUAUCCAGAUACUCGCGAAUUGGCUUGGUGCUUGCAGCAAUUGCUGCCAGAAGUGGGCAGUCAACUAGCACAUGAAUACGGUCAAACUUCGCUUGGAGAGGGUAGUCUGGGAAGGGCUAUGGAACGCGACGUGCCAGAGUCUAAGAACGCUACGCGUGCUGUGGAGAUCCGAGGCGCCUUACUCGACAUCGACGAAGGCUGCUACUUCGAAUGCGCUAGAUUCGAAGCGGAACACGCACAGAGACAGUUCGUGCACUACACACUGACAGCGCAGUCACGAGUGACUGAUGGUUCAGCAACGGAAGCUACCUAUGUGUUCAAUGGACCGGACUUGGGCACUUUGGGGAGUAAUUUGGACGGCGCAUGCUACCUCUACUUGCCGGAGGAUUGUCAGGUAUAAUGUUAAUGAAUCAAUUAUUUAUAUUAGAGUAGUUUAUAGAACGGAUGUAGGAUGGACUUGGAUGGAUCGGAUGGAUCGGAUGGACCCCCCUGAUUCUUCCGAUCCUACUUGAAAUGGUGGGAAGUCCAUCCGUUCCAUCCGAUCCAUCCGAUCCAUCCCAUCCCGGAUCUGGCACCCCUAUAAACUGCUCUAUUAUAUAAUUAUGAAUAUUUGUACAAGUAGUACUUUGUGUUGAAGCACAGCAUGAUGACUUCAUGAAUCGAAGGGUCGUGAAUCGAAGGGUAGUAGUUCCUUCAUGUACAUCACCACUCCACCAGGUGCCACCCACCGGUUUCGUCGCUGGCAAGUACAAUCUGGAAGAAAAAGGGCAGCCUUUCGGUUCCAAUUCACCUUGGAGCUCGAUUUCGAACCAGUGGUGUGGUGCUGCGGAGCAGAGCACCUACGCAACCGAGCUUGCUGCGCGAGAACAAGCGUUUUGGACGCAUUGUUAUUUAUGGAAUGAGAGAAUGACUACGUGAAGCGGAAAACAUCGAUAAUUCCAAAAAUUGCAAUGCAAGAACAGGUGUUGUCUACGUAUCUUCGGACGAUGCCUAGACAACAAGUUGUCCAGAUUGAAGAAAGAGAGAAAGAAUGUUCCAAAUUCGGCCUGCUCUAACUUCCAACUACAACGCCACGAUCCAUGGUGCUCCUGGCAGCGCAGCCGCAAGCGCUUUCCUAGGGACCACGAAGGCGCAUGAGAUCGCCUUUCGAGACGAUGUGGGCUUUUCAGGUCCCAGAAGUAGCACCUGCUCAGCUGCGCAGUGCGACUUUUUGUCUACCUAUGGUAACGUGAAGAAGCUGAUGAGCGCAGAGAAACAAUUGCGAGAGACGAUUGGUAGGAGGAAUAGGAGCAGGAAACUGAUGGGAAUAAAAGAUGGAGUUCUUGCAAGAGGAAGUCGAGUAGGCGAGGAUAGUGAUCGUGGAAUAACAACCAGAAGGUCUCUUUUGGAAGAGCGAGGUGUGACAACAGUAGUACCGAUCCCGGAAGUCUUGCGGCCACGCAGAAGUGUAAGCAGUACUCGCACGAAGAUGCUUCGAAGAAGGCGAGGAGGAAGACUGGGUCGCUGGAUGCGAAAGAGGCGUUGAGCUGUAUGAGAAACUGCGUCCUGCUGUAGAGACUGCAUUAUUUUUGGAUUUAGAAAUUGUGAACAAAAGGAAAAGGAAAAAAUACGAGAGCGGUUUGUUGUACUUGCUCUGAUUAUUGGCAUUCUCAUAAAUACUUACCUCGUCGCUGUGCAUAGUUCUUAAAGUUAUUGACUUGAUAGUAGACGUAGAGAAAUUCCAUGUGGGUCUGAUUCUGAAUAUACCAAUUGUAAUUUGCUAAUCGUAAUCAAUGUCAAUGAGUCCUUAUCUGUAGUUAAAUCGGAAUUAUCAAAAGAGAAGAUCGAAAAAUCGGGCACCAAGUAUGUACAUGUGUUGAGUAGAAUAAGUAGCAGUAAAACCUGUAUGAUAAUAGUCUUGGAAGGCUACGUAAUUUUCUUUGGCGUUGAUUGUAACUAAUGUCUACAGUUCUUAUGGGGUAACGACGUCGGGCGUAUUAAGAAGGAUUGUUUAAUCCGCAUGUUGUGUUUAAUGAUAAACUAGCUUGUUGUAGGUCUAGGUCUGACCGAUGACCCCAAAAUUAACUUUCUAGUGGCAGUGGUAGUUCACGAUAACGAGUUGGCCUUUUGAAGGACCAGGUUGUGUAAGAACGUGGUGUACAAAUAGAUCUAUCUUUACGAUGGAUUUCGAUUUCUUGUUGGAUACGAAAACUGAAGUGAGAUUGUCGAUGAUAUCAGAGCGAUUCUCGGGAAAGAGCAAUGAAUAAUACUUGAGCAGUAAAAUAAGCUGCACAAGUGCAAGGAUGGGGUGUAUAGAGGUCAUGGUUUUUUUUGUUGGCGAUCGAGUGUUCUUGGUCGAUGUUUUUUC